UCAUUGUUAUCUGACCCAUCCAUACCCCUCCUUUAUAGUCAGUAAUUUGAGAGCAUGAGGCUUUCCAUCUCUUUUACUGGAAGGGUCUGGGAGGGAUUGGGACAUGAAUUCUACCUGCCCUGACAGUGAAAUACAGAGUUUAGUUUGGCCAGCUCAAAGCUAGAGCCUUUCGUCCAGACCCUCUCCCCUCCAUCUAAGAAGGGUGGUUUCUUUUUUUAGGUUCCCCCCACUUUUCUUCCUGAUGUGAGCUAGCCAAGGGCUCUGCCAGUCACUGAAGCAGCAGACUCUUCUGCUAGCUUUCUCAGUCUUAUCUGGACAUCAACCCUUGUAGGCCUGGUUCUGCCAAGUCUUUGAGCCCCAGUGGUUCUCAUUCUAAGAGAAGCUUCUUGGCUAAGGCCUCCUUCUUUGUCUAGCCAUUUUUAUCCACCAUUCUCUGCCGGUCAUCGUCACAUUUAGAUCCUUUUGUCCACAGCUUGGAUGAGCCCUGCCACCUAUAUUUAGGCUUUUUUUCUUGCCCAUGUCAAACUAGAUAUUGGGUGGCAACCAGUCCAGUAGGGGCUAGCAUCAAUGCCAAGAGAGCAAGGCAGUAUUCCAGGCUGGAGCAAGUCAGGUAUUAAAGACUACCAUUCUGUUAGAGGUAAAGAUUAGCCAAAGGUCUAUAAAGUAGGGAGUGAAGAUAGAUGCUAGGGGGGCUACUAGUUACUAGUCACAGUUACUUGUGACUAAGGACAAAUGGAAGUGUUGAAACUAUAGUAUUUGAAAGCAAGAUAGAGUAAAGAUGUGUUGAGGAUUAAAGAAAGCAAGAGUCAGAAAUCCUGGUUCAGUAGUUUGAGAUAACAGUGAGUGCUGCUGAGUAUAAACACCUAAGUGAGGCUAAUCUACAGAUGGGGACCACUUGGCAUUAAACCUCCUAUCCUUCCUGCUGGCCAUGGACAAUCUGGAGCAAUGACUGCUGGAGGGACAAGAGCAUGAUGAUCUGGGCCCAAGCAGGGACAGAGGGGUUGCAGGUCCAGGGACUUACAAAGUUGACCCAGCAACUUUCAAUGUGGAGAUAGGCACUUAGCAUAGAUGAGGACAGGUCUUUCAUACGGGAGGCUAAACUCUUAAGUCAUUGUCUUGCAGAUGGGUAGGACUAACCGGGACAUUAGCAAUCAGUAAGGCCAAGCCUCUAUUGCCAUUCUACAAAGGACAAAAACUAGAAAGCAGAGAAAGGCAGGAAUUUGGCCCGAGGUGAGCCUGGAGUCCAUUGUGCCUGGGUAGCUGUAAUGAUGUGGAUGCAUCCCUCUCCUUCCUGUUCUGUACAUUCCUCUUGGUGACAGGGUUGGCACCAUGUGCAUGGUCACUCCAGAGCAUUGGAGUUGCUGACUUAGCCUUGUAGAGGCCCCUAGUCCCCCUCUACCCUUUCAGUGUCUGACUUCCAUUCCAUAUACUAGACACAAGUAUGCCAUCACUGCUACAACUCUCCCACCUUUCCAUGUUGCCUGACUUCCAUUCUCCCUCCACCAUUGGCCUGAGAUAUCAGAGGGUGAGAAAUGGAGGCAGAGUGGUGAUCCAGGCUUGGGAGGAGGCAGAAACAGGAAAUAUCACCAGGAGAGGAAUUCAAAUGGGGGAGGGGUAGUUCUGGCCAUCUCCCGUCUGUGGGGGACAUGUUGAGGAGGAAAAGGGCAUCACAUAGUCACUUGGCCUGAGAACAGAGAGAGCCUCCUAUAUCUAACUGAUAUCCCCCUCCUCCUCCCUCCCCUGCCAGAGUCUCAAAUCCAUCCCUCUUCCCGCAAUCCUCCAAUCCUGAGGAUGUUCCAGCUGUGAGCCCAAUGCCCAGACCUUCACACUCCUAACCAUCUCCCCACAGGCUCAGUUGUCCAUGGGGGGAGUGACCCCAGGCUCCCUGCCCAGGGCAAAUGGGACUCCAGUUUCUGAGUUCCUUUUGGAGGGUCUGACGGAUGCAAAGGAUCUGAAGCCAGUGCUCUUCACCAUCUUUCUGCUGGUCUACAUCAUGGCCCUGGCUGGAAACCUGGGCAUCACUAGCCUCAUUGUUCUGGACCAAAGGCUCCACACGCCCAUGUAUUUCUUUCUGGCCAAUCUCUCACUUCUUGAUGCUGUCUAUGUCUCCAACAGUGUCCCUCAGGUUCUGGCACAUCUGUUGACCACUGAGCGGCUCAUGUCCUACCAUGCCUGUCUUACCCAGAUGUUCUUUCUCCACUUCCUGGCACCCUGGGAGUGCUUCCUACUCACAGCCACGGCCUAUGACCGCUAUGCUGCCAUAUGCCGACCACUUCACUAUCUGGUCCUCAUGAGCCCCCAGAUCCGGGCAAUGCUCACCUCAAUUUCUUGCCUCCUCGCGCUAACCAAUGCACUCACCCAUACACUCCUGGCAACCAAGCUUGACUUCUGCGGGCCCCGCCUGAUCACCCACUUCCUCUGUGACCUGCCACCACUCCUCAAGCUCGCCUGCUCCAACACACGGCCCAAUGAACUGGGCCUUUUCUUCUUCAGCUUUCUGGUGGCCCUCAUCCCCUGUGCUCUGAUUGUGGUCUCAUACAUCAACGUGGUGGCUGCCAUCCUUCGGAUCCGUUCAGCUGAGGGCCGCCAAAAAGCUUUCUCCACAUGUGCUGCCCACCUUACCAUGGUCUGCAUCUUCUAUAUCACCUCGGUGCUCUGCUACAUCCUCCCCAGUGCCUCCUACUCGAGGACUCACAGCCGGGUGUUCUCGGUGCUUUAUACCAUCAUCACACCCAUGUUCAACCCCAUCAUCUAUAGCAUGUGCAACAAGGAGGUCAAGAGGGCAGUGCACAAAGUGCUGGGAAGAGAGAGACUUGUCUGAAAGAGGGGGUGGCCCAGAGAGGCAGGGUCAAUGGGGAAGAACAGCCCAAACCCUUGGGUAUCAAUACCAGCAUGCUUUCCUAUACUUAUUUAUGGUUUACAAAGCCCAAUCCUCCAAGCUUCUCCAUGAGGUAGGUAACAUCUCAUUGUACAGACUCUCAAACAGGAUCCUAAAGGUGAAGUGACUUGCCCUUGGGCAUUCAAACCCAGGUCUCCUCAUUUUAAGCCCCAAGCUCUCACCAGUAUAUCAUGCUGUCUCUCUGAGAUAAAGCCCCAUGGCUUUUAUUUGAGUUUUUGAUCCAGACCUAGGGAACUCUCAGGCCACCAAAGCAGGCCUACAACUCUGCUCUGCAACUUUGAGUUUGAGAAAGCUGCCUGGAGCAACAGUGAGAGGUUAAGGGACUUGCCUAGGGUCACAUAGUCACUCUAUGUCAGAAGCAGGAUUUGAACCAGUUCUUUCUGACUCCAAGCCUGACCUCUCUCCAUUUACUAAGCAAUACUGCUUCUCACUCCAUGUCUUUUUAACUAGUGUCCUGGUUUCAGAUGCCCCAUGUGAGAACUUCCUUCGGUAAUUUGUCCUCCCACUGACUGGUUCUGUUGUGCUUAGGUUUUUCUGUGUCAAGUUUGUUUCUUAAAAUGAGGAUCAGCCAUGAUAAGAGUUCUAGUCUUUGGUAUAGUGUGUUUCCCAAAGCCCUUAGACUAGUUCACUAUGUAGCUCUACUGACCUCGGCCACAGAUAACGCCUGAGAGGGCCCAGAUGGGCAAAGACAAUGAUUGAGGGACAGAGCUAUCACUAUCCUAGGACAUUAGGCAGAGCCAUUGGUGCUUUCAAGCCCUGUGGUAUACCGGGGGCCAUCAGCCUCCUGACAUUUGGCAGCACAGCUUACCUACCUCAGAAGCCCCUCACCUGGGACACACAGCACAGCAGGCACACAAUGUAACACACAGCAGGCACUCAGGUAACUAGUCUCCCCAGGGUCUGUCAUGCAGAGGUUCCCCUGGCUCUCCUGCUCUCCCACCUGCCAACCCAGCCUGAACUGAAGGUGAUUUCACAACCCCACUCCAGACAUUUGGGUGAGCUCUCCUUUUAUAUGCUGGCUAUAGGCCGUUUCCGAGUGGGAGAGAGGAUGCUUCCUUCCUGCUCCACAAGACCAGCUGCCCUACCUUCCUGACUGGGAUAAAACUCAUUUUACCCUCAUAGCAACUCUGUGGAGCAGGUACCCAUGUAUUUUAUUUUACAAAUGAGAAAACUAAGGCCUAGAAAAGGUAAGUGACCUGCCCAAGGACACACAGCAGCUCAGUAACAGGACUGGGAUGGGACAGUGAUGGACAGGAAGAAGGGAAAGGGAAGGAAGGAAGCAUUUACAUAGUGCUGACUGUGUGGCAGGCACUAUUCGAAGUUCUUUCUACAAAUAUGAUCUUAUAUGAAGGAGACAGAGCAGUGGGGGUGGGGCUAGACUCUGGCUUGAUUUCCUGGGGUGUGGGGAGAGGUGUAGGACUACUGUGCUUUUGAGGGCAGGAACACUUCUGGAGUCAUGGAAGCAAGGGGACAAAGUGAUCCUUGAUGAAAGAGCCCUUGACUGGGCACCAAAAGAUUUGGGUUCUAGCCCUGGCUCUGGCACUUGCCAGCUGUGUGACCAGGGAUACAGCAUUUGACAUCUUGGGAUCUCAGUUUCCUUGUAUGUAUAAUGGAGAUAAUAAUACAUUACUUCCUUGUCAAGGUUAUUGUAAGGAAAGUACUUUGCACACAUUAAAUCAGCAUAGAAAUAUGAACUAUUAAUUUUUCAAAUGGAACAGGGCCAGUCAGCCAAUGAAGGCUCAAGCCUGUGGUGACUGGGAAUCGAGGGGCUUGACUUUCCAUUUCAGACAUUCUGAAACUGUUUCCUGCCAGCCUGACCUGAGGGGAAGGAAAUCCCUUUGGAUUGGCUGCUGAGCCAGAACUGGGCCUGGUUUCUGUGGAGUGUAAGCCUCUAGGGGAAGAGAGCACCAAGGACCUACUCUCCCACCUAGGUCUACAUGGCUCCAGAACCACUUGGCCUUGCUGCUUGCUGCUUCAUCCCUGUUGUGUCUACUCUUUACUGACUUGGGGGAAGGAAAAUUGGAAACCAAACUUACUAUGUUGCAACCUUGAAAGCUUCAAAAGCUUGAGACAGCCCCAGGGAUCUAAGCACAAGAGUCCAGGGCAGAGUUGGCAGGUAACUGAGCCCAGUGAAGCCUGCAGCUCUGAGCUACCUGGUUGAUCUAGCCCAGCAGACUGGGAAUUGAUGCUGAGACGCUGGGUUCUGCAAGCAAGGGGGAGACUUCCUCCAUUCACUCUGCCACAUUUGAAAGUGAAUUUGGUGGGGAGAAUGCUUUGUAGCAACUAUUUUAAACUUGAGCCCACUUGCUCCAGGGACUAUGGUGCUAUAGGGGAGAGUGUGCCCCUGGCUAGGGGGAUGUGUUUAUACUUUUGUUUUUUCUAUAUCUUUUCAGUAAAUAUCCCUGUUGUAAAAGCUAAUUGAUGUUAAAUUAUAUUGGAGUGCUAAUCACUAGGUCAAUCAAUGACAAUUGACUGUAGCUGGCAGUUGCUAUUGAAAAGAGCAUACCAGAAUGGGGACUUGAGUCAAUAGCAUUAGAAAGACCCCUAGGUUUACCCUUAGAACCCUGAGGGGGAGAUGUGGUCAGCAGCCUUGUCAAGGGAUCCUGACUCAUUAAUUCAAGUGGGAGUUGGAAUGAGGACCCCAGAGUAUAUAAAGGUUACAUAUAUAAAAUGAGGGAGUUAGAAUAGGUGGCAGCUGAAUCCCCUUCCAGAUCCAUCACUCCCUAGUUCUAAAUAUACCACCUCUGGCUGAGGAGAAGAAUGGCCAUGGAAAGGGAUUUUAUUCUCAAACUCAACUUGAAACCUAAAUUUGUAUUACAAGAGGAUCUGACUCCAAGCUAAAGAUCCAGGGUGACCUAGGAAGUUGGUUUCAUUCAAAUCAAAUCUGAGGCUAAGACCAGUGUUAGAUUAAGUAAUGAUUAAUAAUAGUUAAACAUUCAUGAUAAAGGUACAAAAGU
Messenger RNA from Vombatus ursinus (common wombat), 5856 nucleotides. RefSeq names its product olfactory receptor 3A1-like. The coding region runs from base 1862 to 2821 and encodes 319 amino acids. Gene Ontology annotation, molecular function: G protein-coupled receptor activity; olfactory receptor activity. Gene Ontology annotation, biological process: G protein-coupled receptor signaling pathway. NCBI's taxonomy places the organism in Eukaryota, Metazoa, Chordata, Mammalia, Diprotodontia, Vombatidae. The transcript has a single exon. The record is from RefSeq and is a predicted model, not a curated record. Gene Ontology annotation, cellular component: membrane.